Tigriopus californicus is the source of this 4117-nucleotide messenger RNA. Its product is annotated as zinc finger protein 628-like. Gene Ontology annotation, molecular function: DNA-binding transcription factor activity, RNA polymerase II-specific; zinc ion binding; protein binding. The transcript has 4 exons. The record is from RefSeq and is a predicted model, not a curated record. NCBI's taxonomy places the organism in Eukaryota, Metazoa, Arthropoda, Copepoda, Harpacticoida, Harpacticidae. Gene Ontology annotation, cellular component: nucleus. Gene Ontology annotation, biological process: regulation of transcription by RNA polymerase II. Bases 244 to 2472 code for a protein of 742 amino acids.
GAAGCCAAUAGGGAAGGAAGGAAGGAACGAACUCAAGAGACCAAAGUCGGGGAACGAGAACGCGUACGUAAAAGUGUGUGCUCAAAACAACCAAAGAGAGGACACAACGAGGCAUCCCAGGAGCAGAAGGGGUCACUUACGACACCUUGCGACGAUCGCCGAGGAUCGCCGAGGAUCGGGCUCUACGAAGGCCUCGCGUGAAGGCCUCAAGCAUCAUCCCAGCCCGCGACGUGCUGGUCCGUUAUGGACAUGUCCGGUGUCCAGCAUACGGCCACAUCCAGUCGUCCGGUCGAGCUUCAUCAUCCCCAUCAUCAGGCACAACAACAACAACAACAGCAGCAGCCGCAUCACACCACCAACAUGGUGGGUAGACAGCCCGAGAUGCGGGUCAUGCACACCCCGGCUCAGAAGCUGGUGCGGCCCGGACACCAAGUGGAGUUGCUGUCCGCAGCCAAAUAUUUGUGCGACCAGCAAGACUAUGUGGACCUGACCAUUUAUUGCGAGGACGGUGUGGUGCGGGCCCAUCAGAUGCUCUUGGCCACGGCCUCGCCCUUUCUGAAGCUCUUGUUUCAGAAUUCCCCCCUGUAUGGGGUGGAUGAGAUCUCGCUGAUUCUGCCGGAAGUGAAGGCCUGUCUGGUACAGGCCUUGGUUCAUUUUGUGUACACCGGCACGGUCGUGUCCAAAGAGGACCAUUUCUACAGUCUCAUGAAGUUGGUGUACGCCCUGAACAUUAACGCCUCGAUCGAGGCCGAGUCCACCAACGAACGCCCCACCACUUUCUCGGCCCCCCUCAUCCCGUUGUCCCGGAUCGAAUCUCCCUCAAAGUUCAAAUUGCCCACCCAACUCCCGCCCCCCAUGACGGCCCAACUGCCACAGGUGCCGCUGCCUCAGCAGCCCAACCCCAUGGUCAUGCAGUCCUUGGCCGCCAAUCACCAGUCGAUCGCCUUGCCCACCCAUCCCGUGCCUCCGGCCAAGAUGCCGCGUCUGGCCACUUCGGUGCCCUCGUCCCUCCCGAUGUCCGUGAGCACGUCCAAGCACAUGUCCAUCCAAUUGCCCACUCAACCCGUGCCCAUGAAUGCCAUGGUGAACGGUAUCAAGAGCGAGCAUGUCCUCACCGCCGCCCCGCAAGCCGGAGGAUCCUACAUCGCCGUGGAUCCCAACACGGGUGUGUCCUACAAAGUCGAACUGGGCAACGGCUCGGUGGGCGGCGAUAGUUCCGACCCUUUGGCCGCCAUCAUGAAUGAAACCAUUUUCACCGAAUCGUCAGUAGCCCAAGCGAUCUACCAAACUGAGACUGGACAAGUGAUCUACACCACGCAACCUGCAGGUACCGCCGUGACUCCGGCCAUGGCGGUCCUACCCACCACCCCUCUACCCGUGAGCGCCACGGGCAAGAAGGGUAAAAAACGGAGCGCCGGCGGCGGAGUCGGAGGCGGAACCGGACACAAAGAAAAUCAGAUCUUGGCCGAGUCCGUGGACGACCUACCGUGUGCACCCGACGACGAGGACCUCAACACACCGUACCCUUGUGACCAGUGUAACAAGACCAUCAAAGGGCGCGUGAUGCUUCAGGCCCAUCAGUACCAGGAGCAUUUCGACAACCCGGAGAUCGACAACUUGGACAUUGGUGACAAACAUGCUUGUCGAGUUUGCCUGAAACUGUUUACUCGGAAUAGUGACGUGAAAGCCCAUAUCCUCCGGGUUCAUUGUGGUGACCGACGCUAUCCCUGCACUAUGUGUGGGAAGCGAUUCAAGGAGAGCACUCAUCUAAGGAAACAUUUGUACACGCACACGGGAGAAAGACCCCACUACUGUCAACUUUGUAACAAAGGCUUCCAAACGAGCUCAGACUUGAAGCGUCACAAACGCACUCGAGUUCAUCAGGAGCGUGUGGAGCAAGUGACAGCCGCGGGUGGCACCAUCCCCCCGGAUGAGCCCCCGGUCACGGCCACCAAGAGCCAGGCUCAGCCAAACUCGGACCCUCAGCCCGACUCGAUUCGAUGGAACGAGACGGCCAACACCAAACAAGUGGACAAUGCGGCUCAAGCCCUCCUGAAUAGCAUCACACAGCCCGUGGCCCAAAACCCUUCCGAGAUGGUGCUGGCCACUUCGGCUGCCCCGGGGGGAGGGUCCACCACGAUCGACAUGAAAGCCCUGGGCGGGAGCACAGCCUGGAACAAUAAUGCUCUCCCCGGGGCAGCCACUUCGGGUGGUUCUGUGACCCCGGUCAACCCCGUAGGUGGGUCCUCGUCUACAUUGGACUUGAAAGCCAUUGCGGGUGGGUCCACUGUGGAUAUCAACGCCCUGAAAUGGCAAAGCAAUGGCCAACCCACCUCUCAGGCCUCGGCCGUGCCCACGGCAGUGAAACGAAGUUUAUCCGUAGAUUCCCCCGGACAAGACGAGGAACGACUGACCGUGGUAGAAGGGGAUGAUUCCUCACAAGACAGUGUGGCUACGGCGGCCGUGUCCUAGACGAUUUCUUUUCAACUCUUAUUUUAUGAGAUAUUGCCGUUGUCGUUCUCCACUUGUACUGCUACUACCGCUACAACAACAACAACAACUACUACUACUACUACUCCUACUACAACUACGUUUUGUGAGUCUUCGUGUGCGUAGAGCGAGAAAGAAAGCGAAAUCCUGAUUUCCAUUUCUUUCUUCCUCUCCUUUUUGUUCUUUAAGUGAUCGAAGUCACUUAUAUCGCCCAACCACCCAACCCUCGUCAUCCAUCUUGUCGUGGCGAUGGAUGGAGAGCCCCUUGUCCCACCCCUUUGAGUGUUUGCGCGUGUUCAUUUGUGAGUAUGCUUGUGUAUCUUUGAUACGAUAUUGCCUAUAAGAGAACUUAUAUAAUGAAGAAAUGCUUUUUGUCGAAGCGUGUGUUCAUAUCCAAUUAUUAUCAUUUUAUUCUCUAUUCUCUUUUUUAUUGCCAUCACCUGAAUUAUUUUGAUUCCAAUUCUAACUUUCAAGCAAUCCACCAAAAGCAACGCCCGCCCCUCCUCGUUUUGAGCCAAAAGGCCCAGUUUUUAUCGAUCUAGAACGACUAGUGACCCUUAGCCUCUAAAUUGAUCAUUAUUCAAUCCCCUUGACCCGUUUCAAAAAAAAUGGUGUUUGACAUAAGUCCUCAAGCGUCUUCUUAGGUUCCCAAGUGUGAGUUUCAGUCCCUCCUUAGGUCAUUUAAUUGAAAAUAGCUUAAUAAGAAAGAAUAAAAGCAAGAUCGUCCCCCCUUCUACUUCCCGUUUUUUGCCCAUCUAUUGUGAUAUUGUUCCCUGGCAGAUGAGGCACUUCAAAAAAUAGAGGAAUCCUUCUUUCCGCCUGCCUGGAUUGUCGUAUUAAGAAUUAUACACAGAAAAGAACACACAACUUUCACCAUGGUAAACAAGUACAAGUUUCGUUUUGGAUGUUGUGGAUAUCGACAUCCUCCUCGUUCUCGCCAUUACAUUAUUAUUAUAUUGUUGUUCUUAAUGAUAGUGUGGCGAACCUAAUUGAAGAAACUCUUUUAAAACCGAGUGUCAACACUGGCUUUUUUCGGCUCCACAAAAUAUAUUUUUAUGACGUCACUUAAUUAGUAAUAACGUUCCCGAUCCCUGAACCGACCUCCUCCCUCUUUCUAUAUACAUGCAUAUACACUCGCACAUUGUUCAACUUCACUAUUAAUUUGAUUGCUGAUGUCGCUCACUACCUUUACUUCUACUUCUCGAAUUGGUACUCGACAUAAUCACAAUCAUUCUUAUUCCUACUCUGAUUGCUCCCAAUAAUUCUUGAAUCCGUGAACGGAAAGUGACGAACAUGAAUGAGGCAACAACCUCACCGUCCAUGGACUUUUGGCCCGUAAUCGAAAGAGAUCUAGGCGUUUCAUAUCUGAUUUGACCUCAAUCAUCUUUUUGUGUGUGUAUGCGUGUAUAACGCUCCGAUUUCCUCCUCGAUAUAUAUGCGUUUUGUGUACAUAUAGACGGCAAACGACGUUAGUUUUUUCCGACGUUACUUGUUUUAUAUGUAUGAUGACGAUCUUGAUCCGUGUAGAUAUACUUUUGACCACAAUACUAAACCACAUCUACUAUUAUUACUACUAUUGUCUCCGAGUACCGCUAUAUAACAUGAAAUAUAAACCAACUACACCCUA